Molecule: messenger RNA, 780 nt
Organism: Orycteropus afer afer
Lineage: Eukaryota; Metazoa; Chordata; Mammalia; Tubulidentata; Orycteropodidae
Product: prohibitin-like
Biological process (GO): mitochondrion organization
Cellular component (GO): membrane; mitochondrion
Source: RefSeq, a predicted model, not a curated record
AUGGCUGCCAAGGAGUUUAAGUCCAUCGACAAGUUCAGCCUGGCUUUAGCCAUCACAGGAGGCAUGGUGAACUCUGCCUUGUAUAAUGUGGAUGCAGGACACAGAGCUGUCAUCUUUGACUGGUUCCAUGUAGUCCAGGACAUUGUGGUAGGGGAAACGACUCACUUUCUCAUCCCUUGGGUACAAAAACCAAUUAUCUUUGACUGCUGCUCUCGACCACGUAAUGUGCCUGUAAUCACCAGUAGCAAAGAUUUACAGAAUGUCAAUAUCACACUGCACAUCCUCUUCCAUCCAGUUGCUAGCCAGCUGCCAUACAUCUACACCAGCAACAGAGAGGAUUACAAUGAGCGUGUGUUGCCGUCCAUCAUGACAGAGAUCCUCAGGUCAGUGGUGGCUCACUUUGAUGCUGGAGAACUAAUCACCCAGAGAGAGCUGGUCUCCAGACAGGUGAGCGAUGACCUCACAGAGCAAGCAGCCACCUCUGGGCUCAUUCUGGAUGACACAUCUGAUCUUUGGGGAGAAGCCAAACAGGUGGCUCAGCAGGAAGCAGAGAGGGCCAGAUUUGUGGUGGAAAAGGCUGAUAAGGCAGCCAUCAUCUCUGUCAAGGGUGACUCCAAGGCAGCCAAGCUGACCGCCAACUUACUCGCCACCACAGGUGACAGCCUGAUUGAUCUGGGCAAGCUGGAAGCUACUGAGGAUGUUGCAUAUUGGCUCUUUCACUCUUGGAACAUCACCUACCUGCCGCAUGGGCAGUCAGUGCUCCUCCACCUACCCCAGUGA